Messenger RNA from Thlaspi arvense, 2682 nucleotides. Lineage: Eukaryota; Viridiplantae; Streptophyta; Magnoliopsida; Brassicales; Brassicaceae. The record is from the annotation of a GenBank genome assembly.
AUGUCUUGUGGACUGGGGCAAUCUUAUUUUGGUGCAUAUGCGAAGAGGGCCUUUUCUCAUAUUUCUAGACCAACAAUGGUUAAAAAUGAUCAUAGUGGUGUUAGAGAUGGAAAGGUCAGUGGGAAAACUUCAGCAUUCAAGCUUUUUGGAAAGCGAAGGAUGCGGGCAAAGCAACUGGCUGCUCAUAAGAAAAAUGCUGAAGGCAGGGCGCAGGUUGCGGCCUCCAAUCAGGCACUAGAACUAAAUACUUCUACGUCUACUAGUUCACCUUCCAAAGGCACUGGUAUAGUAAGUUCGAUGGAGCAGCUAGUUGAGGAUGGUGUGAACUCUGGCUUGGAAGUUGUUUCAACUUCACCUAUGGGUGAUAAUAGCAGAGUCUCUAAAGCUAAGGGGAAAAAGAAGCAGCCAUCAAGAAGCAAGAAAAGCAAAGAUCCAGGCUUUGGUGAUACAGAAAGAGUUGCUCCAGCAAAGGCAUCCAAUUCCACCAGCAAGGCGCGGUCCUCUCCAGAUGUGGAGGUUGGCAUCCCACUUUGCAAUUUCCAGAAGGAUUCAACUCAACAUGGUUCUGUUUCAGCAAAGCAGCAGACUGAAAGGGCAACUGCUAAAUCCAAUAAAAAAGGAAAAUCUAUAAAGGAAAUUAGUUCUCUACCGAAAACUCAUGCGCCACCUCAAAUAUCAUCUGACAAUGAGUUGUCAGGGAAACAAAAAUCUAGUGCAACUAGCAAAAGCAAGCACCAGGAAAAAAGUAAAUUGCAGUCACUGUACCCUCCUACCAAAAAAUCUGUCUUGGUUGUGGAAUCUGUCACAAAGGCAAAAGUUAUUCAGGGCUACCUAGGUGAAAUGUUUGAAGUUCUACCUAGCUAUGGUCAUGUGAGAGACUUGGCUGCAAGGUCCGGAUCUGUGCGGCCUGAUGAUGACUUCAGCAUGGUAUGGGAAGUUCCAUCGGCUGCCUGGACUCAUCUUAAGAGUAUCAAGGUUGCUCUUAGUGGAGCAGAAAAUCUCAUUCUUGCAUCAGACCCUGAUCGUGAAGGAGAGGCAAUUGCUUGGCACAUCAUUGAGAUGUUGAAGCAACAAGAUGCUUUAAAUGAAGACACUACUGUAGCGAGGGUCAUAUUUAAUGAAAUAACUGAGUCAUCCAUCAAAAGUGCCUUGCAAGCUCCGCGAGGCAUUGAUAUAAACUUGGUUCAUGCUUAUCUUGCACGACGAGCCCUUGAUUACCUUAUUGGAUUCAACAUUUCACCGUUGUUAUGGAGGAAAUUACCUGGUUGCCAGUCAGCCGGACGGGUGCAGUCUGCUGCUCUCUCUCUUAUAUGUGACAGGGAGAUGGAAAUUGAUGAAUUUAAACCACAGGAAUAUUGGUCAGUUGAAGUUGAUUUCAACAAAAGGGAACUGGAGGCCCAAGAUAUUGAACAGAAGAUUAAUUCAUCGAACUUUAAAGUGGUUGGAUGCAAGAGAUCCAAAAUCCGGAGAAACCCACCAGCUCCGUAUAUAACAUCAUCACUCCAGCAAGAUGCAGCCAACAAACUACAUUACCCAGCAACAUAUACAAUGAAAUUAGCACAGAAGCUGUAUGAGGGGGUUCAAUUGUCUGAUGGCAAAGCAGCAGGUCUGAUAACAUACAUCAGAACAGAUGGAUUGCACAUUUCUGAUGACGCUACAAAGGACAUUCGUUCUUUGGUUAUUGAGAGAUAUGGAGAUGGUUUUGCUGCAGAGAGUUCCCGUAAAUAUUUUAAAAAGGUUAAGAAUGCUCAAGAGGCCCAUGAGGCGGUAAGACCCACUGAUAUUCGGAGAUUACCCUCAAUGCUGGUUGGAAUACUUGAUGAAGAUUCUUUGAAGUUGUAUGCUCUUAUUUGGGCUCGUACAAUGGCAUGCCAAAUGGAACCCACAACCAUUGAUCUAAUACAACUUGAUAUUGGGAAUGCUGAUCAGUCCAUUGCUCUUCGAUCAACUUGCUCGAUUGUUGACUUUCUUGGAUAUCAAGCAGUGUUUGAAGAUUUGGAAACAAAGGAUAUAAGAUCAAAUGAAAAUGAAGGUAAUGAUAGAAAUGAAGCUUUCAUAGUUCUUAGCAAUCUGAAGUCAGGUGAUUCAUUAUGUGUUGACAAAGUGAAGCUCAAGCAGCACCAUACGCAACCUCCUCCCCGCUACUCUGAGGCCUCUUUGGUUAAAAAGCUGGAGGAGCUUGGCAUUGGACGACCUUCAACAUAUGCAUCCACGUUGAAAGUUUUACAGGACAGAAAUUAUGUGUGCGUUAAAAGCCGAAUUUUAAACCCAGAAUUUCGUGGUCGCAUGGUCUCAGCAUUUCUAUCCCACCAUUUCUCUGAGGUCACAGAUUAUAGUUUUACUGCUGAUAUGGAAACAGAGCUCGACAAUGUUUCUGCUGGAUUGACUGAAUGGAAAGGCCUACUUAAAGAUUAUUGGACAAGGUUCAGCUCGUAUUGUGACCGUGCUGCUAGUGUCCAUAUUCAUCAAGUGGAGAAGAUGUUGGAGAAGACGUUUGGGGAUUUCUUGUUUUCUUCUCUCCCUAGCAAAAGCAGGACAUGCCCAAGUUGUUCAGAAGGCACAUUGAUUUUCAAAGUUAGUAGGUUUGGUGCUGGCUGUGAUCAACAUCCAAAGUGCAAAUUGUGCAUGCAACUGAGGAUAACCCUUGAAGUUGGAAGUGUGGCCAUAGUGUUGGAAACUUAG